Molecule: messenger RNA, 1560 nt
Organism: Didymosphaeria variabile
Lineage: Eukaryota; Fungi; Ascomycota; Dothideomycetes; Pleosporales; Didymosphaeriaceae
Exons: 2
Coding region: 1-1560 (519 amino acids)
Biological process (GO): proteolysis
Molecular function (GO): aspartic-type endopeptidase activity
Source: RefSeq, a predicted model, not a curated record
AUGCUUAUUCCCUGGACAGCAUGGACAGCGGCGUGCACAAUACUACCGGUUGCCACGGCUUUUUAUCCUUACGACCCAGCAUCCGGCACUGGAAAGACCAUGCAGACGCGACGAACCACUCCAAAGGUGCGAGAUGCGCCCCGAGGAGCGCUUACACUGCCUCUACGACGCGUACGUCGGGACAACACCUACGAUAUUCUCAAUAGCAAUGAUCCGAAGCAGAAGAACAGCGUAGCAGUGGAUCAAGAUGGUUCGGAUCUGAGCUAUAUGGCUGCGGUGACAUUCGGCAGCUCGAAGGAGGAGUAUCACUUGCUACUCGAUUCAGCGGCGAGUAACACGUGGGUUAUGGGUCAGGACUGUACAGCGGACGCGUGUGGGAAGCAUAAUACUUUUGGAGAGGGUGACUCGGAUACGCUGAAGACGAACAGCAAGACCUUCUCGAUAACGUACGGCACGGGCUCUGUCUCAGGUACCACGGCCGAAGAUACGAUACAGAUAGGCGGAGUAUCUACACAGCUGACCUUCGGUCUCGCGACCAACGUUUCUCAAGAGUUCAAUGCCUACUCCAUGGAUGGCAUCCUAGGCCUCGGUCGCGGUCAAGCUAGCUCCCUCGAGACACCUCAGCUUGUCGAAACGCUCGCCUCCUCUGACCUUAUCUCUGCCAAACUAUACGGUAUACAUCUCAGCCGCGCAGCGGAUGGAUCGAAUGACGGCGAACUGAACCUGGGAGAGGUGAACAAAGACUUGUUUGACGGCGACCUCAACUGGCUGGAUUCCGUGGACAAUGACGACGGAUUUUGGGAAGUUGCCGUCGCGGAUGCAGGCGCCGACGGUACCAUGACCGGCCUGGAGGGCAAAUCAGGCAUCAUCGACACGGGGACAUCAUACUGUUUUAUGCCUGAGGACGAUGCGGUCGCGCUGCAUAAGCUCAUUGAUGGAUACACGCAGUCUGGCGAAACGUUCAGCGUGCCGUGCUCCACGACCAAGGAGCUUGAGAUCAAGCUUGGAGACAAGACAUAUUCGAUCUCGACGAAGGACUGGAUUGGCGGGAAGACGGAUAGCGGGCUGUGCAGGAGUAACGUCUUUGGAAGGCAGACGUUUGGUGACAACCAGUGGCUGCUGGGUGAUGUGUUUCUCAAGAACGUAUACACGGCAUUUGACUUGGACAACAACAAGAUUGGGUUUGGGAUGAAGAGUGGGGAGGACGAGAGUGAAAGCUCUUCUUCGACGAGCCCAAGUACCAGCGCGUCCGCGACGGCGUCUUCGAGUGGUGAGUCGACCUCACCUGCAUCUAUACCUACAUCUUCCACGACGUCGUCCGAGGAUACUUCGACAGCUGUUGACUCUCCUUCUCCUACAGGCUCCUCGUCUUCAUCCCCAACAUCUGCCGCGCCAUUACUCCCACCUGGCGCUUCGGCGACGGCAACUUCGGCGUCGCCAGAUGCGGCAUCCGAAUCGGCGUCUUCCUCACAAGGCCAGACAGGUGAUUCUCCAAGCAUAGUUCCUGCGUCGGCAUUUGCAUCGUGUAUUGCGUUCGGAAUUAUAUCUUUGUUUGUAUAG